AACCUGGAGUUCUUCCGCCACGCUCAACACGAGGGGUCACUGCAAGAGUGGCGUACCGGGGGUGUGGCUUGGGCAGCGGCAACCGCUGAUUGGCAGUGAAGGGGUUCACGCCCCAUCUCCUGCUCGAGCAGAACGAGAACAGCCAAUCAGAGCGAGGACUGAUGGAAACGACCCAAUCCUGGAGACGGGCUGAGAGUGGGGGCGGGGACAAGUGGUUCAGGUGGAUUCAGGGCUGGAACUGUGCUGGGGAAGCUUCUUGCUCUUGCUGCUGCUGCUGUUCUUGGGAGUCCAAUCGCUAGCAAAAACCCCUCUCAGAUUUGAGGGGAGCCAUGAGCCGGUUCCUGAAUGUGUUACGAAGCUGGCUGGUUAUGGUGUCCAUCAUCGCCAUGGGGAACACGCUACAGAGCUUCCGAGACCACACCUUUCUCUAUGAAAAGCUCUACACUGGCAAGCCAGACCUCGUGAAUGGCCUCCAAGCUCGGACCUUUGGAAUCUGGACGCUACUCUCAUCAGUGAUUCGCUGCCUCUGCGCCAUCGACAUUCACAACAAGAUGGGACUCACAUGGACUAAUGUGGAACAGUUGCAAGCAAUCACAGCCUCUGGUCUAGAUAAUGUUGUAACCCGUGCCGGCCACUGGAGGGGGCUCGAGCUUUCUUCCCAACAGCAGUCAUCACCACAGUCAAGGUGGAAAGUUUGCUCAGGUCCCCAGGACAGCUGCAAAUGCUGACUUCUGUUUCCAGCAUGUUUUGAAAGCCCGGGACUUUGGUCCAAGACCUUCUGAUAUGCACUCUGAUUCUAUUCCCAACCUAACUGGAAACUCAAAAGCAACUCCCAGCUGCUCUCACUCUCUGAGACAGUCUGUUCUCAGAAAUUCUGCCUAUUUAAUGUGUAUAUCUCUAAAUAAACCUGCUUUCACUUAAAAAAAAAAGACAACUCCCAUACAUACGUAUUUACUAAGUGUCUAAAAACAUGCACAGGAAUGAUAAAAAUCAAACUUAAGAUAUUCCUUCUGGGGAAAAGGAGGCAGAAGAAUGGGAUCAGGGCGGGAAAAGGAUACACAGGAGGCUUUAACUGAAAUAUGAAUAUUUUAUUUCUUAGAAAAAAAGUAUCUGAAGCAAAAAUGUCAAAAUAUUCAGAUUUUUUUGUAUAUUUGAAGUAUUUCAUAAUUUUUAAAAUUUCUUAGUUAAAAAAAAGGUACCAGCAAUCUAAGUGGUCGGUCAUCCUCUCUUCUCCACCUCCUUGUCAAAGCCGAGGAACAAGUCCUCUUCCCAUGAGGGUGUCACUGUGUCCUCCAUCUGACCAUCUUGCUAGGUUAAGAUGCAAAAUAUCCACCCCACGUUGCAAGAGCAUCUAAAGGCCCCAGAAAGGUCCUUGCUACCCUUUCCCCACACAUGCCCUUCGUUCUAUGGCAUCCAUCAUGUGAGCACUGACCAGCCCCUGGCCAAACAUCUGCCACGCGGGCUUGGACUAGAGUCAAGCCAAUUUGAGUAAGUAGAGUACGUAAGCAUGAUUGGUCCAGAAUUGUCUACAGUGCCUAGGAUUGCCAUACUGCAGACUCUGCUUUGCUAUUGCUGGCUUCACCACCUUGCUAAGUAAGACUUGCAGAGGCCCUCUGGUUGCCUGGACCAUUCCCCUCUCAGUUUGGCAGUUGAAAUCUUCAAUUUUGCCCUAGAUGUGAAUAAAUUGAUGUGAUCAAGCAGCCAGGUCUUUCCCAGGACCAAGUCUCCUUUUUCUUUAGCCAUAGUCAUUUCCUGGGUUUUGAUUUGUGUGUUUCAAGUCUGAUCACUGCUUUUCCUCUGCACUGAACAAGCUGUACCUUCAGUCCCGUUUCUGUCUGCUCCG
Molecule: messenger RNA, 1843 nt
Organism: Aethalodelphis obliquidens (Pacific white-sided dolphin)
Lineage: Eukaryota; Metazoa; Chordata; Mammalia; Artiodactyla; Delphinidae
Gene: ERG28
Product: ergosterol biosynthesis 28 homolog
Exons: 5
Coding region: 330-728 (132 amino acids)
Cellular component (GO): membrane; endoplasmic reticulum
Molecular function (GO): protein-macromolecule adaptor activity
Source: RefSeq, a predicted model, not a curated record